Molecule: messenger RNA, 3912 nt
Organism: Symbiodinium natans
Lineage: Eukaryota; Dinophyceae; Suessiales; Symbiodiniaceae
Source: the annotation of a GenBank genome assembly
AUGGCGGUGACCACCUUCGAUGGACAGUUCAGCUUCAAGCAGGACUCCCUCGCGCGGCUCGGUCGGCGAGAGACGCAGAAGAUGAAUGCGGACCAAUAUGCGGCCUUCCAGAACAGCCCCUUCAUGCAAGGAGUUCGCAAGACUGAGGAUCUUUGCUGGACCUUCACGUGUGACCGAGAUGAGAAGCGCAAGAAGACCGACCCGUCCUUCAAGCCUGUGGACGAGGACUUCUCGGCUCCUAAGGCUCAUGAGUUCGAUCGAUGCAUCAACUACUACAAGGUGCUGGGCAUCGACGAGUACUCGACCCUGGAGGAGGUCAAGAAGGCCUACAAGAAACUUUCCUUAGUGUACCAUCCGGACAAGACCUCCGGCCUAAGCACCGAUCAGAAAGAGGAGUACGCUGCCAUCUUCAUCGAGCUGAAGAACGCGUACCUAACACUCGGAGAUAAUCCCACUCGCCGCCAGUAUGAUCGGGAACGUGAUAGGGACAAGGCAUCCUACGAGGUCAACGGCUUCAAGCCCAAGACCCGCGCGCAGUUUGAUGCAAGUGAAGUCCUGAAGAAGCUGCAGGAGAUGCAAAAGCCUCCGGGAAAGCACAUUGAUGUGCCACUGGCCGUGAAAUUGGAGAAGUUCUUCUACGGGGGGCACAAGGGCAUAAGGCGAAACAGGCGUGUGAAGGACUUUGGAAGCUUCAAGGACGAGAUCCGCGUCUACCGUGUCGACAUCCCGAGAGGUGCUGCGGAACCUCACGAUGUCACCUUCCGAUCUGGCGGUGACCAUCACGAGGACACUCGACCGGACACGCUGUGUUUCAAGAUGUCGUCAAAGCCCCACGCGGUCGUCGAGCGUCAGGGUCAGGACUUGGUGCUGCGAUCUAGAGUUGGGCUUGGUCUCAACGCGAAACAUGAUCCCGUGUUUCACGUGGAGACGCCGAGCGUGGCUGGUCGCCAUGUUUUGGUUUGGGGGAAGAAUCCGUUCUACAACGAUACGCCGUCUGGUCAAGGUGAUCUGCGAGUACAGGUCAAGGGAGAGGGCCUUACAGCAAGCGGCUCCUUGCACUUCGUGUGCCGGGCUGGCAUUGCGAACAGCCCUUCUUCCAACGGAUACGCCCCAGCCAGGAGCUCCACUAGGCCAACGGUCGCAGGGGAUCAGGUCCUUGUGACUGUGAAGAACAUGCAAACUGAUGGCAAGCUCUUCCUUCGAGUGAGCAAGACAUCUACGAUUGGGGAGAUCCGCAGCAAGAUGAUGGAUGUCUUGGGAUUGCCCCGCAGCGCGACUGUGAGGAUGUUGCAGCACUUCUCUGGCGGGUACACGCCAUUUUCUGAGAGGCAGCAGCUGGGUUCCUUGCGUACGCUCAACUGUGCAGGCACCGCCUGGAGUGCGCCAGAACUAACUGCCGCUCGCUCCAAGCAAUUCCUUCAGGAUGUGGUUGCCACAAGCGAAAAUAAGUCUUUUCAGGCCAAGCUGGCGGCAGUCGAGAAGACCUCGCCUGGCUCCGAGGUCUGGGCCGCUUUGAGCGAUGUACUCCCCGAGUACGGGUUCGAGCCGACUGCAAGCAACACAAAGGAGAAGGUGAGCCUGGCCCUGCAACAGGUGCAAGCAACGCCGGGCUUGGAGGGACUAGUCGAGAAAGUGAAGGCUCUGCCGAGUCUGCGCUCGUCUGCUUCAAAGGGCCUUGCCAAGAACGGCCUGAAUGGUCAUGCCCAUCGAGGAGGCACUAAUGGGAAAGCUGUGGCUGGCAGGAGUGCGCGUGACUUCUUGCACAUGCACGGCCUGGGGCCUGCCGAGGGCUGGCGCCGGCCCUUGCCCAGCUCGCCCGGGUCGAAGCAUGGCCAUGGUGGCCUGUGUGACGCACCUGCCAUGAUGAGACGCCUUGCUCGGCGGGAGCAGGGAGAUCGGACCUGCCAGGUCGUGCUUGAACCGAUCAGCGAGCCCAUGGUCCUCUUCACAAAGCCCACGUGUACGGUGACUUUCUACACCAACCUUGGGCAAGCCAGGUCUGGGCAUGGGUCGAGCCUGCCUGCCCUGCCCACAUUCGCCAUCUCAAUUUCCUCCCCUCCAUGUGCGAAAAAGAAGGCCCAGUCUGAAUGGCACCUUUUGAAGGACAGCUUGGUCCCCUUGCUCAAGAUGACGGCUUUCCACAUGUUCAAGGCAUGUCGGAAGAUCUGGCCGCGAGCCUUGGCCAAUGUCCCAAUGUCCCCGAUCGACGGCACGCCGGCUGAAGCCACGCGAGCUAUGCCAUGGAAGCGCCUCGGCGAUGAGGCCUUCAAGCGUGGUGAUUUCUACAUGGGAGCAAAUUUUUACACCAGGUGCUUGGAGGACAGACGAGAACUGGAUGACUGCAAAGCCGAAGCGGCAGUGCUGUCGAAUCGAGCUGCGUGCUUGGCCAAGGUCGGCCAUUUUCAGGCAUCCAAAGAAGAUGCCCAACUCGCACUCGAGCUGUACCCCAAUUGGGGCAGGGCCUGGAGCAGAAUUGGGCUCGCCAAUCUUAAGAUCGGUCAGGGAAAAGAGGCCCUCGACGCCUAUCGCAAGGCAGUCGCAUAUGAUCCAUCCAGUUCCAACAUCGAUGCCUUGGCUUCCGUCGCCCAUCAGUUGCACUCGGCGGACACGGAUCUGGCACACAAAGAGAAGGAGGAGGGCAACGUGGCGAUGCGCGGGAAUGAGUUCGGCUUGGCCGUGGCACAUUACACCGCAGGCCUCGCUAUGGUCCCUGCGGAGGUGAAGGCAUCAGUUCCUGACGGCGUGCCGCCUGAGGAUGAGCACGCCCUGCUGCGGUCAGUUCUUUUUUCCAAUCGAGCGUCGGCGUUCAGCCAGCUCAAGAACUGGCGUCAGGCAUCGGAUGAUGCCCAGAGUGCUGUCGAGAAAAAGGAUGACUUCGUGAAGGCACGAACGCGCUUUGGGACGGCCCUCCUGGCGUGUGGCCACGUGGAGAAGGCCUAUGUACAGUUUGCCCACGCCUUGAAGCUGGAGUCCAACAAUGUCGCGGCGCUGAAGGGCCGUCAGGCGUGUAUCAGCCUCUUGCCCCUCUGGCGUACCGUGCCAGCCAGACAGCGCUUCCGUGAGCGAUUCGGAGUCGACCUUUGGCGUCCAAAGGGUACCACGAAGGUUUACGCCAUCUCCGACGUCCACUUUGACCACAAGUGCAACGAGGAGUGGGCGCACCGAAUCGAUGACUUCGAUUUCCAAGAGGAUGUGCUGAUAGUGGCAGGAAACCUGUGCGACACGAGGAAUGCGCUUGUCCGAGCGUUGACGACACUCAAGGCCAAAUUCCGCCGCGUCUUCUAUGUCCCUGGAAAUCAUGAGCUUUGGUUGAAUCCGACAGAGGCCGCGAAGUACCCGGAUUCGCUGGCAAAACUGCUUGGAAUCAUGGAAACAUGUGAUGAGCUGGGUGUGGACUGCUUCCCGUCAGCGGUGUGUGAGGACGUCUUUGUGGUGCCACUGCUGUCCUGGUACACGGCAGAGUUUGAUGAGAAGGAUCCCUUCCCGGAUCCGAAUGCUAACUUCGACCACCAAUGUCGAUGGCCCCUGGACCCUGACACGCAGGUUUGGAAGUACAUGCUGAAGCUCAACGAAGCGCACCUUCAGCAUCCAUACCAUGGCUCCGUCAUUACCUUCUCGCACUUCCUACCGUCGCGGAGCUUGCCAUUCGCUUCAUUCGGACGUGCUGCGAAGGCCAUGGGCUGCGAAGAUCUCAAUGAUCAGGUCAAGUCCAUCCGCCUGCGAAACCGGGUGCAUGUUUACGGCCACUCGAGCAGACACUUCUCACAGUUCGAGGAUGGAAUCCUGUAUGUGAACCAUUACCAUGGUACCGAAGGUGGACAAGCUGAGCGAUCACCGCUGUUCUUAAUUCACGAUGGGAAGGCCAUCGUGAAGCGAGAAGUUGACAUUUACUCUGGGCCGAUGAGAUUGUGA